AGCCAUUUGUCUACGUUCUCUAUCACUCAGUUGUCUGAACUAAAUGAUGUUUUCCCAAUUUCACUUUACAGAGUUGGAGACAAGGACCUUGCCACACUUAAACGGCACAUUAUGCUGAGGGAGUGAAACGGCUAUCAAAAUGGACCAGAGGUUGUUGCUGAGAGUCAUCAUCGCUGAAGAUGAUAUAAGGAAGUUGACAUUAAAUAAGAGACCACAGUCCAUUGAAGAAUUCAAAGUGCAACUGGUGGAUAAACUGUCACUGCAGUAUGAUUUUAAACUGCAGUAUGAAGAUCAAGAUUUUAAUAAUGCCCUCUGCAAUUUGACUGAAAUAUCUGAUUUACCUGAAAGAGCUACAGUCAAAGUCAUCCCUCUUGUAACUCUCCAGUUAACAGCAUUGUCAUCACCCACCACAACAUCAGACACUGACUGCAGCACAGCAGACUCUGAGAUCCUGUCGACUGUAGGAGCCUCACCAUCGCCAUUGCUAAGACAACAGUGGCCCGAGACCUUUGACAUACCCAAUUUCUCAGUAGAUGUUGAGUAUAGGCUCAGACAGGCAGAUCUUGCCUUUAUGAAAGAUGGAACGCGUAUGACUCUACCACGAGAUAUGAAGCAUGAUAUACUAGAUAAGCUUGCAGAGACGAUGUACAGUUUCAAGGCUUAUCCUGAAGAUGAUCACUUUAGCAGUGUAGCAAAAGCACUGAUUAGCAAACACCCCUGCCUCACUGAGCCUGGACCACACAGAUGGUAUGGCUGGAAAAACAGCCUUAAAUUUAAGAUGGCGAAUUAUCGCACAAAGCUCCGAAAAGCUGGAUGUGAGGAUGUAGCAAUCAAUGGAGGCAAAAGAAGUAAAGGCAACCCAGAGGGAGAAUCCUCAAGCAAGAAUAUCAAGCGGCCAAAAAGAGGUGAAGCAAACUACCUGCCUAACUUACCUGAAGGACAUGAUGAUACAAGCCUUGAAAAUGCCAGAAUGGUUCUAGUGGAAGAAAUGAAGAAAAAACAACGAAAUGCCACUCUCAUUUCACAAAUGAUGGACCAAUCAUUCCCACUACGCAGACAAGAAAUUGUAAAAAAGGAGCCUGCUGUACAGAACAUGGUUGAACGAUGGCCAGCACUUUUCACAGAGAGACAGGUGUUUGCUGAGUUUAAUAGAAUCGCCAGUAAGAAUCUUGAGGGAGACUUCUUUGACUCUUUGGACCAGUAUGCCCCACGUUUCAUCGAACUUUUCAAAACAAAAAAGGGAACUGUUGGCCAGAAACUCAAGGAGCUGAUGCAGCACAUGAGCUGGAUGACACCAGACGUGACAGUACUUCGCUCAUUUGUCCUCAAAGGCAUUCCCAUUUUACUUGGUGAUGACUUCAGUGAAUUCUACAAGACCUCCUCUGUAAGUACUUGCACAUGAGAAAAAGUUUGGUCUGCAUGAAUAUAAAACUAUACCUGUGUUGACAUAGAAGAUGUAAUUCUAUCUGCUCGAUAUACAAUAUACAUUUUGUACAGUGAUUAAUGUAUUUUGUUUAGCAAUA
Molecule: messenger RNA, 1523 nt
Organism: Misgurnus anguillicaudatus (oriental weatherfish)
Lineage: Eukaryota; Metazoa; Chordata; Actinopteri; Cypriniformes; Cobitidae
Source: RefSeq, a predicted model, not a curated record